Chrysoperla carnea is the source of this 4251-nucleotide messenger RNA. RefSeq names its product heme peroxidase 2. The transcript is spliced from 11 exons. The record is from RefSeq and is a predicted model, not a curated record. Gene Ontology annotation, molecular function: heme binding; peroxidase activity. NCBI's taxonomy places the organism in Eukaryota, Metazoa, Arthropoda, Insecta, Neuroptera, Chrysopidae. The coding region runs from base 306 to 4187 and encodes 1293 amino acids. Gene Ontology annotation, biological process: response to oxidative stress.
UUAUUUGUACAACGAUACACCAAAAUUACGCACAACAUACAAGUGUUCGGCCAUAUGAUUUAAAUAUCACAGAAUAUGUAUUAGAUUUACCAACAGAUUUAAGAAAUUUAGCACAACAAGCAUUACGUGCAGAAUGGAACCUAGCACAUGCAAGAAAAUGGAAUUCAGGUGUACAAUGUACACCAUUAAAUGAAUCAGAAACAGUACCAAUAUGUCCACCAAAUAAAUAUCGUUUACCAACUAGUGAGUGUAAUAAUAUACGACAUCGAAAAUGGGGUACCAGAGGGUCACCAUUUAUUCGAUUAAUGAAGCCACAAUAUUCAGAUGGUGUGACACAGCCACGACUUUCAGUGGGUACACAUGCGUUACCAAGUGCCUUAGAAGUAGCACGAGCUUUUUCACAGCCACGAGAAGAUCAUAUGUACGUAACAGCAUUACUUGGAUCAUGGGGUGAAUUUUUAAUGCGAGAUUUAGUACAAACAUCACACCCACAUCGCGUUCAAUGUUGUACAAGCUCGGGAGAUCAAGGCGAAUGUUUUGGUAAAAUUGAUGCAGAUGUUUGUGUUCAAUAUACACGAUCGGUACCAGCAUUGGAUGAAGAUACAUGCAACUAUGAAUAUCGUGAACAAAUGAACAUGGAGACUGGUUUCCUCGAUGGAUCUGAUUUAUAUGGAUCAACAGAAGAAGCUGUGCGAUCACUACGACUAUACGAUGCUGGUUUAGUAAAUAUAAGUGCAUGUAGUCGAUGCCACGUAAAUGCACUUUACUACACGUUAUUACAAGAACAUAAUCGUUUAGCUAUAAAUUUAGCACAAUUUAAUCAUCAUUGGGAUGAUGAACGUAUAUUUUAUGAAGCUAAACGAAUUCUAUCAGCUAUAAUUCAACAUAUCACAUACAAUGAAUUCUUAAUGACAGCAAUUGGUGAAAUAUCAAUGACCAAAGCAGAAUUAAGACCAUUAACUCGUGGACAUUUCUCAGGAUAUUCUAGUGCACAUAAAGCUGGUGUUUAUAAUGAAGUUGCAUUAACAGCAUUGCCAAUUUUCUUAUCAAUGAUACCUGACAAUUUGGCAAACAAAACAAUUAGUAAAAAUAAUGUACAUGAAAUGAUUGAAGCCCUAUCAAGACACGAAGCGCAUACACCAGGUUUAAGAGUGAAUGCUCAAAAUGAAUAUAUUGGACCAGUACUAUUACAUAUGGGUCGUGAUCAUGGUAUACCAUCCUAUCCAAAUAUACUUUCGAUAUGUUUUGACGAACAAAAUGUUGAAAAUCUUAGUUUUGAUGAUUUAUCGAAAUAUGGUAUUCCACGUGAAGGAAUCAAAUUACUGAAAAAACUUUACAGCCAUGUUCAAGAUAUUGAUUUACUUCCAGCAGCCUUAUUAGAAGAACCAGCACCUGGUGCUGUUUUAGGGCAAACUAUGUCAUGUCUAUUACAAAAACAAUUCAGUUUAAUUCGUUACGCUGAUCGAUUCUGGUAUGAAAAUGAUUUACCACCAAGUUCUUUUGAAAUCGAACAAUUAAAUGAAAUUCGAAAAGUUACAUUAGCUGGUAUUCUUUGUAAUAAUAUCGAAGGAUUAGAUAAAAUGCAACCAAAAGCAUUUGUAAAAGAGGAUAUUUACUUAAACGCAAGAAUCCGUUGUAAUCAACAUCCAAAGUUAGAUCUUAAACCUUGGAUUGAAGCAGAUCAUAUGACUGAAGUCACCGAAGAAAUGUUAAUGCAGGCAGUAGCGAAAGCUGAACAAGAAAUAUUGCAACGGCGUAAAAUGGAAUAUGAAUCGUGGGCAAAUAAUGGCGCAGUCGAUCCGAAAUCAUCAUACGGAACAGCAGCUUCCUUCAGUAAAGCCAAUAAAGGAGCUUUACAAAUUGCAAAUACUUCAUUGUUGUACGAAUUUGCAUCAAACGAAAUUUUAAAUUCGUUACAAAACUUAAGACGGCGAAAACGACAAUUAUUUGGCAACAGUGUUAUCACAACAGCAACAGCUACAUCUUUCGAUUUUACUGAAGGACUACAAAAUGUGGACGUAAACUCAUUCAUUGCACCCUCGGCUCUUGCAAUACUUGAUCCAGCAUGUGACGAUUCAAACCAUCCCUGUGAUCCUUCAACUCCAUUCAGAACUUUAACGGGGCACUGUAAUAAUUUACAAAAUCCAGCACUUGGUAGAAGUCUAACAACAUUUGCGCGUUUAUUACCACCUGUGUACGAAAAUGGAAUAUCCUCACCAAGAGUCACUGGUGUGACUGGAGCACCGUUACCAUCACCUCGCGUUGUCUCAGCAUUAAUCCAUCCGGACAUUAGUAAUUUACAUACAAGAUAUACAUUAAUGGUCAUGCAAUUUGCUCAGUUUGUAGAUCAUGAUUUGACGAUGACACCAAUUCAUAAAGGUUUCCAUGAAUCAAUUCCAGAUUGUAGACCAUGUGAUUCUCCAAGAACUGUCCAUCCUGAAUGUAAUCCAUUUCCAGUACCACCCCGCGAUCACUAUUAUCCUGAAAUUAAUGUUACCAGUGGUGAACGAAUGUGUUUCCCAUUCAUGAGAUCUUUACCUGGACAACAACGAUUAGGUCCUCGAGAACAAUUAAAUCAAAAUACAGCAUUUUUAGAUGCUUCACACGUUUAUGGUGAAAAUGAUUGUGUUCUACGUGAUUUAAAGGGAUUCAAUGGUCGAUUGAAUUCUACGUUAGGUGUUGUAAAAGGAAAAGAAUUAUUACCUCAAUCUCCAGUACAUCCAGAAUGUAAAUCGAAGUCCGGUUACUGUUUCAUUGCUGGUGACGGUCGAGCCUCUGAACAACCAGGUCUUACUACUAUUCACACAAUUUUCAUGAGAGAACAUAACCGACUUGUAGAAGGUUUGCGUGGAGUGAAUCCACAUUGGGAUGGAGAAAAAUUAUUUGAACAUGCUCGUCGAAUUCUUAGCGCAAUAAAUCAACAUAUUACCUACAAUGAAUUUUUACCCCGUAUUUUGAGUUGGAAUGCAGUCAAUUUAUAUGGAUUAAAAUUAUUGCCACAAGGAUAUUAUAAAGAAUAUAAUCCUUCAUGUAAUCCAUCAAUUGUCAAUGAAUUUGCCGCAGCCGCAUAUCGUAUUGGUCAUUCUUUAUUACGACCACAUAUUCCUCGAAUGAGUCCCAGCUAUCAAGUUAUCGAUCCACCAAUAUUGCUACGAGAUGGUUUCUUCAAAAUGGAUAUGUUUAUUCAACAGCCACAUUUAAUUGAUGAAAUCUCUCGUGGAUUAGUAUCAACACCUAUGGAAUCUUUAGAUCAAUUUAUUACUGGAGAAGUUACAAAUCAUCUCUUCGAAGAUAGACGUAUUCCGUUUUCAGGAAUUGAUUUAAUUGCUUUAAAUAUCCAAAGAGGACGUGAUCAUGGAAUUCCAUCUUAUAACAACUAUCGUGCAUUGUGUAAUUUAAAACGGGCUGCAACAUUUGAAGAUUUAGCUCGAGAAAUUCCAACAGAAGUAAUUGCACGAUUCAAACGUAUUUAUGCCACCGUUGAUGAUAUUGACUUGUUCUCGGGUGGUAUGAGCGAACGACCACUUCAAGGUGGUUUGGUUGGGCCCACAUUUGCUUGUAUUAUUGCAAUUCAAUUUAGACAACUUAGAAAGUGCGAUCGAUUCUGGUAUGAAAAUGAAGAUCCUGUAGUCAGAUUUACUGAAGCCCAACUAGCAGAAAUCAGAAAGAUUACUUUAGCAAAAGUAAUUUGUGAUAAUUUGGAUGCCAACGGUGAUAUUCAGAGAGCAGCAUUUGAUUUACCAUCAGGAUUCUUAAAUCCUCGCGUCCCAUGUCAAUCACAGCCUUCUAUUGAUUUAGGUGCAUGGCGCGAAAGUAGUGGUUCAGCCGGAUGUUUCAUUUCCGAUCACCAUGUUGCUAUUGGUGAAAGUGCGUUCCCAUCUCCAUGUACAAGCUGUGUGUGUACGAAUGAAGGAGCCCAAUGUGCAAGUUUAAGAAUAACAGACUGUUCACAAUUGCUACGUGAAUGGUCACGUGAUGCAAUCUUACGAGAUGAUGUAUGUACAGCUCAGUGUGGUUUCUUACUACGAGAUUCAAAUCCAACAGCGUCAAUAAGAACUCAACGCGGCCAUCCAAUUAUACCAGAUUUAGUGCCACCACCUCCAAGUAGAGCCAUCAAAUCACGUCAUGUAACUUCAACAUUCACCGCCGGAUUCAAUUUCCCAGAUCUUUCAGAGUUCAUUGGUUAAGUUAAUGAUUUUGUACCUAUUUUAAAAAACAGUACCUCCAAAAACAAAAAGUGCUAAUUUAAAA